AUGAAGCUGAGCAGCACCCCGCCCCAUUCUCCCGCUUUCCAUCAUCCCGCCCCAUUCUCCCGCUUUCCAUCACCCCGCCCCAUUCUCCCUCUUUCCAUCACCCCGCCCCAUUCUCCCUCUUUCCAGCACCCCGCCCCAUUCUCCCGCUUUCCAUCAUCCCGCCCCAUUCUCCCGCUUUCCAUCACCCCGCCCCAUUCUCCCUCUUUCCAUCACCCCGCCCCAUUCUCCCUCUCUCCAUCACCCCGCCCCAUUCUCCCGCUUUCCAUCACCCCGCCCCAUUCUCCUGCUUUCCAUCACACCGCCCCAUUCUCCCUCUUUCCAUCACCCCGCCCCAUACUCCCUCUUUCCAUCACCCCGCCCCAUUCUCCCGCUUUCCAUCACCCCGCCCCAUUCUCCCGCUUUCCAUCACACCGCCCCAUUCUCCCUCUUUCCAUCACCCCGCCCCAUUCUCCCUCUUUCCAUCACCCCGCCCCAUUCUCCCUCUUUCCAUCACCCCGCCCCAUUCUCCCGCUUUCCAUCACCCCGCCCCAUUCUCCCUCUUUCCAUCACCACGCCCCAUUCUCCCUCUUUCCAUCACCCCGCCCCAUUCUCCCUCUUUCCAUAACCCCGCCCCAUUCUCCUGCUUUCCAUCACCCCGCCCCAUUCUCCCGCUUUCCAUCACCCCGCCCCAUUCUCCCGCUUUCCAUCACCCCGCCCCAUUCUCCCGCUUUCCAUCACCCCGCUCCAUUCUCCCGCUUUCCAUCACCCCGCCCCAUUCUCCCGCUUUCCAUCACCCGCCCCAUUCUCCCGCUUUCCACCACCCCGCCCCAUUCUCCCUCUUUCCAUCACCCCGCCCCAUUCUUCCGCUUUCCAUCACCCCGCCCCAUUCUCCCUCUUUCCAUCACCCCGCCCCAUUCUCCCUCAUUCCAUAACCCCGCCCCAUUCUCCCGCUUUCCAUCACCCCGCCCCAUUCUCCCGCUUUCCAUCAACCCGCCCCAUUCUCCCGCUUUCCAUCACCCCGCCCCAUUCUCCCGCUUUCCAGCACCCCGCCCCAUUCUCCCGCUUUCCAGCACCCCGCCCCAUUCUCCCGCUUUCCAUCACCCCGCCCCAUUCUCCCUCUUUCCAUAA
Closterium sp. Naga37s-1 is the source of this 1107-nucleotide messenger RNA. Lineage: Eukaryota; Viridiplantae; Streptophyta; Zygnematophyceae; Desmidiales; Closteriaceae. The record is from the annotation of a GenBank genome assembly.